GCCAUAUUUUAAGUAAUAAAGUAAAACAAAUUUAUACGAAAAGCUCCAAAACACUCAUUUGUCUUCUCCCAUUUCUCUCUUUCUUUCUAAAAGGACGCGCGAGAAAGUUAGUGCCCAGAAUUAUACGGAAGAAGCACCUCUCCCCGUUUUCAAACUUUCCGCUGCCAAAUCCCCGAGCUUUUUUCUUUCUGGAUUCUAUCAUGCCUUCUCGCGUCGCCGUGAUUAAUCCCACGACGCUGAGCUUUGCAGCGGUUCUGGUAAUGACGGCGGCCAUAAUCACAGCUUCUGCCGCCGGAGGCGACUUUUCCGAUCUCCACGAGGUUAAGGUCCGCGGCCACUUGAAGAAACUCAACAGGCCCGCCCUCAAAUCCAUUAAGAGCCCAGAUGGAGAUGUCAUAGAUUGCGUCCCUAUAUCUCAGCAGCCGGCUUUUGAACAUCCUCUCCUCAAGAGCCACACCAUUCAGAUGAAGCCGAGUUUCCACCCAGAAGACGUUUACUCAGGGAGCAAGGUUUCGUCGAACACCACGAAACAGUCAAAGGUUAUUCUAUCUCAGCUUUGGCACGUCAACGGAAAAUGCCCGGAAAACACAGUUCCGAUUCGAAGAACACGGAGAGAAGAUUUCAUCCGAGCGAAUUCCAUCGAGAAUUACGGGAAAAAGAAUCAGAAAAGCAUCCCUAAACCCAAGUCCUAUGAUCCUGCAAGCGUCCUCACCCAGAAUGGCCAUCAGCAUGCCAUAAUGUACGUGGAAGAUGGCAAGUUUUACGGCGCCAAAGCCAAGAUGAAUGUCUGGAAACCCGAUGUCGAAAUGCCAAACGAGUUCAGCUUGGGACAGAUUUGGGUAUUGGGUGGUAAUUUUAAUUCCGAUCUCAACAGCAUCGAAGCCGGUUGGCAGGUGAGCCCUCAACUGUAUGGCGAUAAUAACACAAGACUCUUCACUUACUGGACUAGUGAUGCAUACCAAGGAACAGGAUGCUACAAUCUUCUCUGCUCGGGCUUUGUCCAAAUCAACAACGAAAUCGCUAUGGGUGGAUCCAUCGCCCCCUUAUCAAACUACGGCGGUUCCCAAUACGAUAUCACCAUUCUUAUCUGGAAGGACCAAAAAGAAGGAAACUGGUGGCUGCAGUUCGGGGAGAAAUACGUAAUCGGGUACUGGCCGGGCUCGCUGUUCUCUUACCUGUCGGAGAGUGCAUCGAUGAUAGAAUGGGGAGGGGAAGUGGUGAAUUCGGAGGAUGAAGGGCGACACACGAGGACUCAGAUGGGGAGCGGACACUUUGCCGAGGAAGGAUGGGCGAAGGCGAGCUAUUUCAAGAAUGUCCAGAUAGUGGAUGGAUCCAACACUCUGAGAGAUCCAGAUGGGCUUCAGGUCUUCACAGAACAAGAAAGCUGCUACAAUGUCAAAAGUGGAAGUGGCGGCUCUUGGGGAAGUUUCUUCUACUAUGGCGGCCCUGGCCGUAACCCCGAUUGCCCGUGAACGUGUGUGUAUAUGCAAUGUCUCAUACAUAUAUACAUAUAUAUAUAUAGAUACCGUAGGUUUAAAUGUAUAUCGAUUCAGUGUUUAGGUCGUAUAAGAUAAUGAACCUUCAGAUUUUGUGUCCCGGUUUUC
Messenger RNA from Tarenaya hassleriana, 1604 nucleotides. RefSeq lists its product as uncharacterized. NCBI's taxonomy places the organism in Eukaryota, Viridiplantae, Streptophyta, Magnoliopsida, Brassicales, Cleomaceae. The transcript is spliced from 7 exons. Bases 201 to 1472 code for a protein of 423 amino acids. The record is from RefSeq and is a predicted model, not a curated record.